Molecule: messenger RNA, 3118 nt
Organism: Musa acuminata AAA Group (dessert banana)
Lineage: Eukaryota; Viridiplantae; Streptophyta; Magnoliopsida; Zingiberales; Musaceae
Exons: 15
Coding region: 844-2886 (680 amino acids)
Biological process (GO): gluconeogenesis; tRNA modification; glycolytic process
Cellular component (GO): cytosol
Molecular function (GO): ATP binding; ADP binding; phosphoglycerate kinase activity
Source: RefSeq, a predicted model, not a curated record
UGCUGCUAAAUAGAUCUCUAGGUCUUUUUUAUCUUUUAUAUCUCCUCUGACUACUCUAUGUUAUAUUUGAUAUUACUGAUUCUGAGGUAUCAAAUUUAGUUUAUUAUUUAAUUUUUAAAGAAGAAUAGAGUGAUUUGCUUAAUAAAGUUCUAACAAGUCACAUAUGUAGUACCUGGUAUUGAAGACUUUGACCACAUUGAUAUCUCUGAAUUUGUUCAAAAAGCUCGGGGUCUCUUAGUAAGUUUCAGAAAAUUAGAACUUGGAGACAGUGACAGCAACUGUGGUGUCUUCCUCCGGGGAGUUCUUGUCGAUGCGGCGUUUUCCUCGGUGAACGGCGGCUGCUGCGUCUUCCUAUCCAUCGGCGAAACGGCGUCUCUGCCCCCACGAUAUAUGAUGUCAUGGCGAAGAGCGUGUGCGGGCGCGUAGCCCAUGUGCUUGUUUGGGCCCAAGCAGGCCUCAACUCACACCGAUCUAAUUCAAUUCCAAACGGGUCAAACAUGAGUCAACUUGGUCUGGAUGUCUAGUUUGAACCAAAUAAUAAUUGUGUUACCGCAAAAACUUCGCCCAUUAUCCACCCCAUAACAAACGCCCGGGCGCACCUGUGCCCUAAACACAACUCCUGUCUCCCUCGCGGCGACUCUCUUCUCCCCAGCAGCGACUACGGCGUUUCCUCGGCGAGCGGCUGUCUUCCUCUCCAUCGCCGAAUAGCGGAAGCAACGGCGGUGUCUUCCUUCGGGGAGUUCUUGGCUGCGCGUUUUCCUCGGUGAACGGCGGCUUCUGCGUCUUCCUCUUCAUCGGCGAAACGACGUCUCCCCCCGUUUUGGAGUGGCAUAAGUCAGCCUCAUGAUGCUUCAAGCUUCAAGUUCCGUUCAUCGAUCUCAGUAUCAUUUUGACUCAUUAAGUUCACUACCACUCAAGUCAUUGAUGUUCCGUCAAGCAAAUCCAAGCAACACUAUUUCAAGGCCACAGAGUUGUAGGUGGAUUGAUUUCUUAUCUGGCAGCUGGAGAUCUUCCUGUUCACGGUUCAAAUCUUUUUGCUCGCAAGUGCUAGAUUCUUGUAAUACAUGUGAUAUUAAAAAGGAUGAAGACACCAACAUUGAUAGAUUAGAUUCAGUGGUACCUGUGCAAACUCUUCGAAACUUUCCCAUUGAGAAACUUUAUGGAAAAGUUGUCAUGGUUCGGCUUGAUUCUGCUCUUCUGCUGAAUUUAAGGGUUUCUGAUGAUCUCUCUUUAAAUAGAGCAAUUUUAACUAUCAAGUAUCUAUACAAUGCUGGGGCUAAAGUAAUUUUAGCAAGCAACUGGCCUCAGGCCAAUGCUUCAAGGCUUCUUUCAAAAGAGGCCUUUGCAGAUCACUUGUCAGCGCUUCUCAAGGUUAAAGUUGUGCCUGCAAAUGAUGCUUCUGCCAUCUUGCAAUUCAAGAUGAAAAACGUGGAAAAUGCAGAUGUACUUCUUCUUGACAACUUGACAAAUAAUAAAGAAGAAGUUGCAAAUUCCUACGAGUUCUCCAAGACAUUGUCAUCUGGUGUCUCCAUCUUUGUUAAUGAUGCCUUCUCACUAUCACAUAGGGUUCUUGCUUCAACCGUUGGUGUUGCCCGCUUUUGCCAUGCAUCUGUUGCUGGUUUUCAUUUUGAGGAGGAAUUGUUGCAACUAAUGAAGAUCAGUGAGACCAAAAAACAACCUUAUGUUGCAAUAAUUGGAGGGAGUAAUUUCCUAAAUAAAGCUAAUACAUUGCAUGUUUUAGCUUCUACAUGUGAUGGACUGAUUUUCAUUGGAAAGCUAGCAUUUCAGAUAAUGAAUGGUUUCGGACUUUCGGUACCUACCCACUUAGUGGAACAUGAUGCUGUUAAAGAAGCACUAGAACUGAUCAAACUUACACAACAAAGAAAGAUUCCAAUUUAUUUUCAGAAAGAUUUUGUGUGUGUCAAAGUUGGCAAGCCUGAGCUGGUGGAGAUAUACGCUUAUAAUGAAAUCUUGGCAGGUUGGGUGCCUGUGGAUCUAGGGCCAGUUUCAAUGAAAGAAACCUCUUCUAUGCUCUCAACAUGCAAGAAAGUCAUAUUGAUUGGUUCAGUAAGUUUUGGUUCUUUAGAGGAAGAUAACGUAAGAACAUCUCAAUUGGUAUCCGUACUUGAAAGAAUAAGCAAAAAUGGCAGUGAGGUGAUUCUUAUUGGGAAUGCAGCCUGCAAAGCGUUUGCAGGAAAAUCAAGUUAUUCUAAUCAGUAUUCAGUGUUUAGAAAUGCAUCAGUUGCUUGGGAGUUUCUCAGAGGAACAAAGUUGCCAGGUGUGGCAAUAUUAGAUAAAGCCUUUCAAUACAAUCUCAAUUGGCAUGCCAUAUUUGCAGAUCCCACUAAACCUAUAGCAGUCGAUAUUGGCAGCGGAAAUGGCUUGUUUAUUUUGAAGGUGGCUAGAAAAUGCACAGAUUUAAACUUUCUUGGGCUUGAGAUUAACAGGAAGCUUGUUCAGAGAUGCUUAGAUAAUUUGCAUCAAUCUGAGUUCAAAAAUGGAUAUUUUAUAUCAACAAAUGCAACCUCUACAUUCCGUUCCAUAGUUUCUAGUUAUCCUGGAGAUUUGGUACUUGUCGCAAUACAGUGCCCGAAUCCUGAUUUUAACAGAGAGGACCAAAGAUGGAGGAUGGUACAGAGAGGACUUGUUGAAGCAAUCUUGGAUCUGCUUAUUACAAAUGGAAAGGUGUUUUUACAGUCUGAUAUCGAGACUGUUACAACGAGAAUGAAACAUCUGUUCAUUACUUAUGGAAAGGGUAAACUAGUAGUGGAUGGGGAUGACAGGGAUUGGAUGGAGGAGAAUCCUUUUGGUGUUCAGACUGACUGGGAGCAGCAUGUGAUUGAACGUGGAGCUCCUAUGUAUAGAAUUAUUCUCAAAAAGGUUUGAUCGCUUGCAAAGGUGGAGUAUCCUUGAAAUCAUGGCAGCUACUUGCUAUCAAUUAAAACUUUGGGUAGUCUUUAAAUACGAGACUAUCUUUACCUGCAAUUUUUGUAUUUUGCCUACCAAGAUGGCUUCCACAUUAUGACAUCAUGGUCUGACUCUUUUACUCAAGUUUGUGUUACCAUAAACUAGGACAAAAUAUGAUCUUAAUUAUAUGGAAUAAGCUGCAUUUGUCAUA